AUGAAAUAAUUUGUUAACCCAGUUUUUCAGCCUCUAGAUCAUUCUAUGUCAAUGACCCAUCGUAGAACUGAAUACAUACCCAAGAUUCCUCAACCAACAAUGGGGUAGGAAUUGCCAUGUGAAUUUGAAAAAAUAUUUUCAUCAGAAACAGACAUUUCAUCUAGGCUAAAUGAUAGCAUGAUAUAACCUUUUGAUAAUAGGAAUUUUUACAUAGAUUCAUCUCCUGCUUAUAGAGGAACAACAGAGAGUUAAUUCUAAAAUAAUACACUUACUCUAACGCAAGUAGUUGAGUAGAAAAAAUAUAAUUAAGAAAUCAUCAAAUAUUCUGAUGAUGAUAGUUUAAUUAAUUCUUCUUUUUUUGGUGUUCUUAAUUAGGAUGCUUUCUAAAAACCAUUAUAACAGAUGGAUUCAAUUUACAGAAAACUUGAAGAACCAAGUUAAUUCAAUCAUAAUACUAAAAAUGCCCAGACACUUUGUGAUGAAGAAUUAAGAGCUGAAUUAUAAGAUCAAGUUUAAGAUCUUCAUAUUAAUAAUAAAUUUAUUAACCCUCUCCAAUAUUAGUAAUAUAAUAAACCAAUACAAGAUAGUUCCAAUAUAAUUACAAACUUCACCAAUAAUAAUAAAUAUUCAAGUAUGUAAACAUAUGAAAAUAAAUCUAUUGAUUCUUACAGACUACAAUCUAAUUUAUAGUAACCAUAUCCUUAAAACAAUGAACAAAUAAAAUACAAUCCAAUUUAAUAUAACAAUAAUUAUCCAAAACCUGUUGAGACUAAUCUUAUGAUAUAAAAUACACCACCAAGAAGUAGAUUUAUAUCUCCAACUUUAUAAAAAUAAAUAGAAUAAUAAUAAAAAUAAUAAUAAUUUUCUGAUUUUAAUCAAAACUCUAACAAUAACAUUUCCAAAACAGAAAAAUUAAGAAUUAAUAGUCCUGAUUAAUUUGAAACAAUAAAAAUUACUGAAAUUGUCAAUGUUGAAAACUCUUAAAAUUAAUCCUUAACCUCACCUUCACCUUCAGCACCUAUAUUACCAUUAAGACAUUCAAGUUUUGUUAAUAAUAAAUCUGAACCACUUACCAAUAAAAAAAAUUAAGAUGUUUAUUAUUCCUAAAUGGUUUAACCUUUAGCAAAUCAAAAAAUAUUACAAAGAGCUAUUAUCAAUAGAGCUUAAGAUAAUAAUGAAUAUGAAUUAGAUGCUUAAUUAUAAUAAUAUUCUAGAAAAAUUCAAUCUCCACAUAAAAAUAACACUUUCUUAGACUAAUAAUCUGAAUUAUAAAGUAAUCGCACUUCUUAAUAAUAGAUUAUCAUUCCUUAACCUUAAAAAUAAUUAUAUUCAGUUUAAUCUCCUACUAAAUUACCUUAAUCACCAAAAUUAAUUACAAAACAACAAGAAAGGUUGGAUCAAAAAGAAUUAUUUUUAUAAGCAGAGAAAGCAAUAAAAUUUUAGAGAACAUAACCGAAAGCUAUCUUACCUGAGUGGCAAAAAUAAUCAAAUAAAAAGGAUACUAAAUAAACAUAAUUAAACAAUUAAAUAUAUUCAAAGAAUAAUGGAAAUAAAUAAGAUGAUUUACAAGUAUUAUGUGUAAUAUGUGAAGAUCUUAUUCCUUUUGAGGAUGUAGAUUCCCAUUCUAUUAGAUGUUUGGCAAAAUCUAAACAAUAAGCAAAAACUUAAAAUGCUCAUACAUUAAUUUUAAACUUGAACUAAAAAUUGGAGCAAUUAAAAUAGAACAUUAUAAUAUAAUCUAAGUAAUUAGGAGAUGAUUUGAUAAAUAGUGAGGAGAUAAUUAAUUGCAUUACAAAAAUCAUUUAAUGUUCUUAUAAUUAUAAAAAACUCAAACAAUAUAAUGAAUUAUUGGGGUAAUAAUACUAAAAGUAUUAAUAAAAUUUUGAUUAAAAACGAUUUAUUAUGAUUCUCACAUUAUAAAGAGUCUUAGCAGUAUCAUAGGAGAAACAGCUAAAAUUAUAAUUUGUUGAAGAAAGUUAAAAUAAUUAAUUGGAAGAUGAGAGCUUUUUAUAUAAUGAACUUAAUAAAUUAAAUAAAUAGGUUGAAAUAGAGAAAGCGUAAUAUAAAUAAUAUUAUUUAGUAAUUUAGAAUAAGCCAAAUUAGAAUAAGAAUUAUUUAAAAAAAUAUAAAAGGAGGAUUUAGAAAAUAUGAAGUAUUUGAGAGCAUAAUAUUUGGAAUAAAAUGUAGAUAAUGAAGUGCUUUCUUAAAUAAACUCAGAAUGGGAUGUACGUAAUCCUGAGACCAAAACCAACAGAGUCACAAAUAGUAUUGUAUCAGAUAUCUAAUACUAAAGAGAUUUUGAUGGAAUGGCAGUUCGAAAAGAGGGAAACAGCCCAACAAUCAUUUAAAAUGAAGUUUUACAAUUAAUUAUUAUUUUAGGAUUAUAAAAAAGCAUUUUAUUAGUUAGCAGUUUAGAUAAAAUUAAAUCUACCUCAUAACCAUCCAGGCAAAAACUUAUUACUUUAGGAUGCAUAUGAGAAGGCUGUAAGUUUAAAAGUACCUAAGAAUGGAUGGGAGAUGUUUAUUAUUGAAGAAAUUAGAAAUAUCCAAUUAUGA
Molecule: messenger RNA, 2556 nt
Organism: Paramecium pentaurelia
Lineage: Eukaryota; Ciliophora; Oligohymenophorea; Peniculida; Parameciidae
Source: the annotation of a GenBank genome assembly